Molecule: messenger RNA, 1443 nt
Organism: Lodderomyces beijingensis
Lineage: Eukaryota; Fungi; Ascomycota; Pichiomycetes; Serinales; Debaryomycetaceae
Source: the annotation of a GenBank genome assembly
AUGGAGAAGUCAAGUAGUAUUCUGAGUGAUGAAAAAGUUGUUGAUGACAAGUUCGAUAACGCGUUUGCGUUUGUCCACAACCACGAAGAAGUCGAGAUAGAUCAUGCCAAGUUGAUGAGAAAACUAGACUACAUCAUCCUCCCCUUGCUAUGCUGCGUUUAUCUCCUCCAGUACAUGGACAAAUUGCUUUUGAAUUAUGCUGCAGCGAUGGGGAUCAAAAAAAACCUCCACAAUAACGAGUUUGCCAAUUUGUCAACCAUAUUCUAUGCUGCAUACAUCUUUGGAGAGCCUUUUGUCUCAUACUGUAUGCAAAAGUUCCCCUUGGGCAAGACGUUGGGCGUGUUUAUCACGAUAUGGGGCAUUGUAGUGGCAUGCCACGCGGCUGCCACGUCGUAUGCCUCGCUCAUGAUUGUUCGAACCUUGUUGGGGAUCUUUGAAGCCUCUAGUGCCGUGGGCUUGAUCAUCAUCAGCGGGAUGUUUUACACAAAGAGACAGCAGGUUGCAAGAAUGGGCAUCUGGUCUCUGAUGUCAGGGGUGGGCACUAUACUAGGAGGCGUGCUUUCCUUUGCUUUCCAGCAUAUCAAAACCUCCCGGUUCCAGUCGUGGCAGAUUUUGUUUUUGGUGAUGGGGGUGAUUACCGUUGUGUUUGGCAUCGCCAUCAUUUUCUUUUUACCGGAUAACGUAUACACGUGCAAAUUCUUGACGGAGCUGGAGAAGGUUUAUAUAUUGAACCACGUUGUCAAGGCUAACCAAACGGGAACAAAGACUUCCAAGUUCAAGAAGGAGCAAAUUGUGGAGUUGUUGUUCAAGGACAAGUUUACGUGGCUCUAUUUCCUAUUGACAAUCUGCGCUCAAAUCGUCACGGGAGCUAUAGGGACAUUCAGCGUGACAAUAACACUCUCCUUUGGCUUUGACAAUUACCAGUCGGCAUUGUUGCAGUUACCCGUUGGUGCUCUUACAAUCAUCAUCAUCGUGAUUACCACUCAGCUCGUGGCCAAUUUCGGUCACCACACCCUCAUCACCGCGUCCAUGUUUAUCCCCUCGAUAAUUGGAGCAAUCGUGUUGACCAUCUCCCCCAACAAGAUCGGCAACUUGUUGUCAUUGUAUUUGUUAUACAGUGGGUCCUGCAGCAUAACCCUAAUCUACGCGUGGAUCGGAGCAAACACAGCAGGCUCGUCAAAGAAAUUCAUUCGCAGUGCCAUGAUUAUGAUUGCAUUCUCAAUAGCUUGCAUUAUCGGGCCCCAGUUAUUUCAAGCUUACAGUGCCCCCCAUUUUAGGCCGGCAAAGAUUGUCAUUCUUGUCACACAGUGUUUGUCCGUGCCCUUGACGUUAUUGAUUGGAUGGAUGUGCAAAAAGGAAAAUGAAAAGAGGGAAGAAGGAACAAACAGCGAGUUUCUUGACCUCACCGAUAUGCAGAAUAGGCAGUUCAAGUAUAUAUACUGA